Messenger RNA from Austrofundulus limnaeus, 1590 nucleotides. Its product is annotated as DEP domain-containing protein 7. NCBI's taxonomy places the organism in Eukaryota, Metazoa, Chordata, Actinopteri, Cyprinodontiformes, Rivulidae. The record is from RefSeq and is a predicted model, not a curated record. Gene Ontology annotation, biological process: intracellular signal transduction.
UGAACGGGAAGCUGGAGCAGGCUUUAGAGGCGCUGCAGCUGAGUUUGAAGCUGCAGGACUCUCGCAGCAGGGAGGAGCUCCGAAGGCUCCUGAGGUUCAUGGCAACUGCAGCCAAGUCACAGGAAGUAAAGCUGCACAGAGAGACUGAGAACAGAAUGGCGGUGAAAAGGGCUUUCUCCAGAGCCAUCAUCUACAGCAGAAGGCUCCCCAAAGGAAAGCUGGACUUGACGGUUCUGUUCAUGAUGGAUAACUACACCGAUCUGUUCAAAGUUCCAGCCUCGUUGCACAAGUUGGUCAGUGAGCGCAUCAGGAAUAUUGUGAACGGGAAGGAUCCAGAUGUGAUAACAGGCGUAACGUACAGCUCGAAUGAAAGUUUUCAGGUGUUCGCUGGAAACGAGCAGAAAAUCCCAAAGGAGGAGAUUCUGUCUUUACUGCAGACGGUUCACGAGAGCCCCAAAUUCUCCACCAAGGAGAAGAAGCAACUGCUGGGACGACUUUCUAAAGCUCACCCGGACAUUUUUGUUCAGUACUUUGGAAAUAAAUUAUCUAGUGUCAAUAUGUUGUUACGGUAAUAUUUAUUGUUAGUUUUGAAAGAAGUUGUAUAUUAUAUCUAAAAAAAACCUGAGUUUAGAUGACUGAGCAAAGAAUGUGAACUAUAAUUGUUGAAUUUUAAAAUAAGCUGCAUUAUUUAAGAACAUAUUUAAUGAUUUUAUUUUUGGUGCAGGACACUAAGCUAAAAUGUAAAAACUAAUUAUGUCUUCUGAAAGAGGUGAAAAUCUUGAACUUUUUUUUCUUCCUCUGAUGCACUUAUGUUGCACUUUGAGUAAAGAAAGAUGAACCUGCAUGUUGAUUCCUUUUUGGAUAUAUUCCUGUACAUGUGCAAUGGUGGAGCCAGUGUUGGUGAGAAGUGGACUGUUAGGACGGUUUGUCAUGUACGUGUUGAGAUGCAGCACAGUGAGUGGAAAAACAAUAAAACCCUUAAAAUGGAGUUUGAAAGUGGAAAUGUGAAAGUGUGAUGUAACACAGAGGCCUUCAUGAGACUCAUCCAUCAGGUUUUGCUUUAUGUUGCAGCAAAACAGAUGUUUGGAUGGCUUCCCUCUUGUUUUUUGGACUGGAAAGCGUAGCCACGUUUUAGUGGCGUCUGUUUCAUAUGAAUUCUGUAUAAUCCUCCUAAUCCGCUGAGGAAAUGACUUCCAUGUUCUGUCCCGCUUGAAGACGGAUAAACAUCUUGUUUCAAUUGUUUUUUUUUUAAACGUCUGUGAUGAUUCAACUUGCAUGUGUGCAGUUUUUUUUAAGCAGGAACCGUCUAAGGUCAAAGAAUAAAUCUGCAUCUAUGUCUAGUUAAAUUACCCCCCAUUUUUUGGUCAUUUAUUUAAAAGCUGAAUGGUAGAUUUUUCUCUGCCAGCGGUGCCCAAACCUGGUCCUCGAGAGCCAUUAUCCUGUAUAUUUUACUUGUUUCUCUGCUUGAAUCUGAAUGAAUAAUUAAGAGUAUUCCACAGAACUUGAAGURAAACUACAACAUUUAGGGGAGUGCAUGCCACACUUCUGCGCAUUUAAAGUUCCUUUAAAAAAAAUAAACUUGUGAAUCGA